Molecule: messenger RNA, 1041 nt
Organism: Coniosporium apollinis CBS 100218
Lineage: Eukaryota; Fungi; Ascomycota; Dothideomycetes
Exons: 3
Coding region: 1-1041 (346 amino acids)
Biological process (GO): translation
Cellular component (GO): ribosome; cytosolic large ribosomal subunit
Molecular function (GO): RNA binding; structural constituent of ribosome
Source: RefSeq, a predicted model, not a curated record
AUGGCUUUGCGUGAGCUGGGCUCCAUCUUCGGCCUUGCCUCACGGUCGGGGACCCGGCCGGUAGUACGAUGCGCCAACCUCCCUAUACGCCGCUAUGCAUCGACAGAUGCUACUCAGGACCUCGAGCCAGCAUCCUCCUUUUCCGCUCCUCCGCCAUCAGAAGAUAUUGUGAAGAGCUAUGAUCCCGUAGCACAGAGCAGGAGACGGGGGAGACGACUACCACCAAGCAGAUAUCAGUUUCGCCCCCCAAAAUACUACCGCGGCCCUCUUCACCCACAUCAACCUCCACCGCCAUCCGACCCCUCCUCCCGCGUCUUCCAACCCGGCCCCUUCUCCCUCCCCCGCCUCGAGCAAACCUACCAGUCCACCAUCCAGCCCGACCUCAUGACCCUCGCCUACACGCACUUUCCACCCGGCUACACCGCCCCGCCAAAAGGUGCUCGUCUGCGCAGCUGGGAAGGCGCGUCCCCCUACUUCAAGAACCGGCCGCUGCGAGGCCCCAGGGGAAGCGACGUGCUGCGGCUGUUGAGGCAGCCGACGACUUUCCGGAACGUGCCGAAGCUCACAGGCGUGACGGUGCAUAGCAUGGUCAAGGAAGCAAACGAGGAUCCAGCAGUGCUGGACGUGGCGAAGAUGGUUGUGCAGGCCAUCACGAAUGCGCGGACGAAGGUGCACAAGGCGAGAAUGAGCGUUAUUCAGUGGGGACAUAGGGAGGGCAGGGUUGUUAGUGUGACAGCGGACUUGACGGGUGAGGAUAUGUACCAUUUCUUGGGCAAGACGAUCGAUGUCGUGCUGCCGCGGAUUAAGGAUUGGAAGGGGGUCAAGGGGAGCUCGGGGGAUAGUAGUGGGAAUCUGACGUUUGGGCUGAGCGCGGAGAAUGUGGCGUCGUUUCCAGAGAUCGAGGUCAACUACGACAUGUAUCCACCGAAGAUGAUUCCGGGCUGUCACGUUACUGUUCACACGUCAGCGACGAACGAUAGAGAUGCGAGGCUACUUCUAAGCUCGAUCGGAAUACCUUUCUAUGGGAAGCUGGUAGACUAG